AUGACUGGCUCGAUCAAAGUCAGCCCUCAAGGCACCAAUGAAAGCUCCGCCCCUGUACUUGAUGGAGGCAAGGGAAGUGCUGGCCUAUCUGUGGUAGAGGUCCUGCAAAAAAAACCCAAGAGAACGUGGAAAUCAUACUUUUGGGACACCUUUGACAAGUCUCCAGAGGAGCGCCGGUUCCUUUUCAAACUUGACGCGGUAUUAAUGACCUUGGCUUCAUUGGGUUAUUUCAUCAAAUACUUGGACCAGGUCAAUAUCAACAAUGCCUUCGUUUCAGGAAUGAAAGAAGACCUAGGUUUGCAUGGUAAUGAAUUGAAUUACAUGCAAGUCUGCUGGACCGUUGGUUAUGUUGUAGGCGAAAUUCCUAGUAACAUGCUUCUCACACGCAUUCGGCCGGCGAUAUGGAUCCCAGUCUGCGAGGUGACAUGGUCUGUUCUUACCAUUUUACUUGCCAAAUGCCAGACUGCCACUCAUAUCUACGUUUUACGCUUCUUCAUUGGCCUGGCAGAAAGCACCUUCUACCCUGGCAUGCAAUACAUCAUCGGCUCUUGGUACCGUAAGGACGAACUGGCGAAACGCUCAUGUUUGUUCCAUGCGAUGGGGAACGUGGGCAGCGCUAUAUCCGGCUAUUUAAUGGCUGGCGCAUACAACCUGGACGGCGUGCAUGGGUACCAUGGUUGGCAAUGGCUUUUCAUUACCAACACCAUCAUUUCCCUCCCAAUCGCGAUUUCGGGCUUCUUUUUCUUGCCAGACCUCCCGGAAAUAACAAAGGCGUGGUAUUUCACCCCCGAAGAGAUCGCCUUGGCUAAGAAGCGCAUGCAGUUGGAGGGUCGUGCACAGCGGGCACCUUAUACCAAAGCCAAGUUCGUCAAGGUCUUUUCCAGCUGGCACAUCUGGACCCUUGUUGUUCUUUAUAUCGUGUUCAACAAUGGCAACGGUGGAAACUCUCAGCCGGCCUUUCCACUUUGGCUCAAAUCCGAAGGCUAUACCUUACGCGAGGUCAACAUCUAUCCCACCAUCACAGAAUUCGUCAGCAUCAUCACCACUCUUAUUUACGCAUGGACAUCCGAUAGUUUAUUCCGAGGCGCACGUUGGCCAGCAAUCGUGUUUUCGGGAAUUGUCAAAAUCAUCGCCUACGUCCCGCUUACUAUUUGGAACAUCCCGAAUAGUCUCAAGUGGGCCUGCUUUAUUCUCUGUGGCUUUGGGGGCGGCAUCAGUGGUCUCACUUUUGCGUGGGCUCACGAGAUAUGCAGCGAUGACAAUGAAGAGCGAGCGUUGGUAACCGGAGCUAUGAACCAGAUGGCGUACGUCUUCCAGGCCUGGCUGCCACUCGUGAUUUGGCAGCAAGUGGAAGCCCCCGCCUACCCCAAGGGAUACCCCAGCAUGAUUGCUCUGUCUGUGGCUCUUAUUGCGAUUGCGUUCGUAAUCAGGUUUCUUCACAAGCGCGAGAUGCUUUCCAAGACUUCUGUAGGAGGAAGUGUUGCUUGA
Messenger RNA from Colletotrichum orchidophilum, 1488 nucleotides. Its product is annotated as major facilitator superfamily transporter. Gene Ontology annotation, cellular component: membrane. Bases 1 to 1488 code for a protein of 495 amino acids. Gene Ontology annotation, biological process: transmembrane transport. NCBI's taxonomy places the organism in Eukaryota, Fungi, Ascomycota, Sordariomycetes, Glomerellales, Glomerellaceae. Gene Ontology annotation, molecular function: transmembrane transporter activity. The transcript is spliced from 4 exons. The record is from RefSeq and is a predicted model, not a curated record.